Molecule: messenger RNA, 210 nt
Organism: Funneliformis caledonium
Lineage: Eukaryota; Fungi; Glomeromycota; Glomeromycetes; Glomerales; Glomeraceae
Source: the annotation of a GenBank genome assembly
AUGUCAGAUAAAUCAAAACAACGUAGUGAAUAUUCUGAAUCAACAAGAAUUUCUAGUUCUGUCAAAUUACCCGAAUGGAAUGCUCAACAACUAAACCUUCUAAAAUAUAUUGAUAGAAACGUAGAGGUUAAAAUUAGAGAAUUUCAAGGUGAUGAAUGGAGGUUAAAUCUUCCUAUUCAAAUAGGAGAUUUAGUUCAUAAAUGCUUUUAG